This is a messenger RNA of Eriocheir sinensis (Chinese mitten crab), 1465 nucleotides long. Its product is annotated as netrin receptor unc-5-like. NCBI's taxonomy places the organism in Eukaryota, Metazoa, Arthropoda, Malacostraca, Decapoda, Varunidae. The record is from RefSeq and is a predicted model, not a curated record. The transcript has 4 exons. The coding region runs from base 376 to 918 and encodes 180 amino acids.
UUGCAGCAGCCGCCGCCAGUGUCCAUCUGACUGUGUCGCGAGGAGUAGUGUGCUCGCCCAUCGCCUCCACAGCCCCACCGCCAACACUGAACACGUGUAGCGAGAUCAAUUCGUGGAGGAAAAAGUGUUUAGCGUAAAACUCUGAAAACACAAACCUUUGACUGUGUGUUACGAGGUGUGGGAGGUCACAGGCAGCUGAGUACCGUGUAGAAACGACGUGUAUUUCCAAUUUUUACCUUGGAUUUUACCUGAUAGCGAAGAACGACCGACAGACUUCAUUCGUGGAUUACACUACUACUAUAUCACGCUGUCCUGCCCGGGGCCGCUGCUGACAUACUUUUUUUUCUCCAUGAUAUGUGAGGGGAGGCGGGCAGGAUGGUAAAAUGGGCCCAGGGGGAGCGUCGCCCCCUCCCUGGCGCCCCCCGCCCCCCGAAGCGGCGCCCGGUGGAGGCCCUGUUGGCCCUCGUGCUGCUCCUGCUGGUGGCCGCCGCUCUGCCCUGCGCCACCGCCGACCCUGCCCCGCGCCCAGGACAAGGGGAGGGCAGCGAGGAGGAGGGGGACGGGCCGCUCACGGGGGUGGAGGACAACUCCCCACCCAUUAUCCUGGAGGACCCGCAGGACGCAUAUGUGAUCAAGAACAAGCCAGCCACCCUCACCUGCCGCGCCGCCCACGCCCUCAAAGUGAAUUUUAAGUGUAAUGGUGGACCCCCCGCGCCGGAGUCCCAGACAGAGACCUCCUUCGUGGACCCCAUGACGGGCGUGCGCGUGGUGGAGGUACAGAUGGAGGUGGAGCGCAGCGUAGUGGAAGGCGUGCAGGACUUCGACGAGACGGGCUACGGCUGCCACUGCGUCGCCUGGAGUUCCCGCGGCCUCACGCCGAGCAAGACGGCCAAGGUCGCUACCGCAUGUAAGUACUGACUCAUUGGUUUGGCAGUAAUAGGAGACAGGACACGGGCUAAACAACAACAAUAACCAUAACCUUAAAAACUACUUGGGGUUGUGAUGGAGAGGACGGGUGUUGUUUUGAAUUCUUGCUCUGAAUCUUAUGUUCUGUGUAUGAGAGCAUUUUUUUCAAGAAGAGGCAGAUCAAUUACUAACAACAAGUGCUCGAGAUUAUGAUAGAGAAGGGGCGUUGCGUGGUAUCCUUGUCCUCUAGCUGUAUCUUCAUGUGCAAGUUUUUUUUCUUCUUUUUUUUAGAACAGCGGCACACCAAAGACUAAGCGAAAUAUGACAUGCCUGCAACGUGAAACUCCAACAUGGAAAACGAGUAAAAGAAAUAUCAAAUACCUACUUGUCUGUGUUUCUCUCUCUUCAUCUAUCUGUCUAUCUACAACUGUCUAUCUAUCUUCACAUACUUGGCACAAACUUCAUUAUCUCACCACUAUUAAUACAACAAGAAACGCAAUAAAACUUCGGAUUAGAAAUUUAUGGGAAUCAAAGCAACUAAUCUAUUAACAAUUCUCUC